This is a messenger RNA of Dicentrarchus labrax (European seabass), 2559 nucleotides long. RefSeq names its product claudin-11. Gene Ontology annotation, molecular function: structural molecule activity. Lineage: Eukaryota; Metazoa; Chordata; Actinopteri; Moronidae. Gene Ontology annotation, biological process: bicellular tight junction assembly; cell adhesion. Gene Ontology annotation, cellular component: plasma membrane; bicellular tight junction. The coding region runs from base 660 to 1310 and encodes 216 amino acids. The record is from RefSeq and is a predicted model, not a curated record. The transcript is spliced from 3 exons.
UAAAGAGAAAUCUGUCUUCUAUAAAAACAAACUGAUUUGAAUUCCUCUCACCAGUUUCCUUCCGGUGCUUCUCCAGAUCCACAACCUUUAAAUAUUCCAGGUCUGAAUGCUGCUGCUGCUUUCCUGGAGGAUUCAGGUUUUUGUUUUUCUGUCUGUCUGUCUCUCUCCAGAUCUGGUUUAGGUUAGGAUCUCACAGGCAGCUCUGAUUGGUUUAAAGUUUGGACUGAAGGGUUUUGUUUUUCACCACACCCUGUGAUAAAUCUUAUUCCACGCAUUUCUCUGCGGAUCAGCCCCGGGCGCACUAACGGGACACAGCAGGAUUACUUUUUUUAUUUCUUCAAAUUUGUAGCAGAUUCGGAUCUUAAUAUACUUUUUUAUUUUAAUCCCAUUUGGAGAAAUAUCACAUCUCACUGUAACUGAGGACCACAGAGAGCUCCUGGAGAACUACAACCUGAGGAUACAAACACAUCUGGAGAAACAAAUAUUAGUUUUUCAGCCUCUGGAACCAUAAAACAAGACUGUUUUUUUUAACACAACUGCAGAGAGAGAAAGAAUAUAUAUUUAAACUCUAAUCUGUUUCUCAAAUUCUCGCGUUGUUUAAGAAAGUAGUGAUUCUUUUUGUCGGACCGGAGCGCGUAAAUACGCACGGCGGCGGCUCCAUGGCGCACAUGUGCAGGCAGAUCACCGGCAGCGCGGCGAGCUGUGCGGGCUGGGUCGGGAUCAUUGUGGCCACGGCCACCAACGACUGGGUCCGAACCUGCGACUACACGGUGGCCACCUGCGUCCGGAUGGACGAGCUGGGCUCCCGGGGACUGUGGGCAGAGUGCGUCAUCUCCCCGUCGCUUUAUCACUGCGUGGCCCUGAACCAGAUCCUCACCCUGCCCGCCUACGUGCAGACCUCUCGUGCACUGAUGAUCUGCGCGUGCCUGUUGGGCCUCCCUGCCAUGCUGCUCGUGCUCACGUCGAUGCCCUGCGUCAGGUUGCAGAACGACACUUCCGCCAUCAAGCAGAUCCGCGCCCGCGUGGGAGGCGUCCUCUUCAUCCUCAUGGCCGUGUGUGGCAUCAUAUCGACUGUCUGGUUCCCCAUCGGCGUUCACCGAGAGGAGGGUCUGAUGUCGUUUGGCUUCUCCCUGUACGCCGGCUGGGUCGGCUCCGCUCUCUGUCUCCUGGGCGGCUCUGUGAUCUUGUGUUGCCGCGGCACCGACCCGGGGACCCCGAGCAGAGAGAACAGCUUCUACUACUCCAGACAGGGGGGCACGGCCAUGCCGCUGGACCCCCCCGCCAACCACGCCAAGAGUGCACGGGUGUGAAAGAUGUGGUUCUCAGACUGUAGAUCAAUCUGUCUCACAGUCUGUGCCUUUCUUUUUAUUUGAGUUUCAAGUUUGAGAAUGAUUUCUAACGUGUGAGCAUGAAGGUGUUUAUAGGGCAGUGAGAGAAACUUCCUCUGAGGCAGAAAUGAUCUGAUUGGUUGGUCAGAUAAAAUCAAUGUGCUGCCUUACAAAACAAAAUCGUCAGUCAGAUUUAAAGAUAGUUUAGUUAAAAACACUAAAUUCUUUUUCAACCUGGGCUCUGUUUUCACAUGUUUUUGUUUCUGAGGGACUAAAGGAGACAACCAUAUUGUAAACUGGUCCAGUAUUGAAUGUAUGUCCAAUAAAAGUGUGUGACUUUGCAUUCAAAUUAACAUUAAUGCUACCAAAGCUUGGUUCAUUCACAACUGUACAACCUGUAGUUUUUAAAUAUGUGUUUACCCUCUUUAUACCUUUCUGUCUUUACUUUUUUAUUUUUAUAAAUUUGCUUCCAGGGACGGGUGUUGCAACAUUACGAUACUUGCGUCUAAUAGCUGUUUUCAGUCUGUCUGUGAGUACUGUAUCUGUCCCAGUCAAACAAACAAAGUCACACAGAUACACAAACUAACCAAGACCGGCAACUUCUGUGUUCUGGGAGCUAAAAUUACUGUUUUUUCCAAUGGAGUCUGGUGGCUUUCAGUUGAGCGAUGUAACGGCUGUUUCUGGUUAAAACAAAAAGGGUCUCACUCUUUUACAAAAAGGUCUAUCUCUUGUUUAAAAUGUGUCACUUAGACACAAAAACAUUGGGUCCAGGUUGAAAAAUACCUUAGUUUUCCUUUAAAUGACAUAUUAACAGCAUUUUGCAGUCAUGAUACAGACUAAAAGGUGUAACUAUGUUCUUAAAUGUGCUUUUUUUUUAGGUGUGAACUAGCUCGACAGCGCUAGUUAUUAAUGUAACCACUUACAGUUCUUUGCUUUACAUGGCAUGAAAAUAGCAAACUGUUGCUUGCCUGUAUUAAUGAGCUCCUGUCAUUUGUGACUUUAAUGUUCACACUUUAAACAGCAUGAAAACAUUUCCAAAAUAUUUCCUUUUUGUUAACAAAGACUGAGAUUACCUGCUGCCACCUAACCCCACACAAAUAGGUUGUUUUAUGUACCAAUAACUGUAUCACCUUUACACUUUAUAUUCACAGUAUAAUCAAUAUCUAUCAACUGUGUAACUGUAUUGUAAGAUUUCUGGCUGGAGCUACAAGUAAUAAAAUUUUUUCAAUAA